GAGCGACGUUUUGGCUGCGUCGUUGAUCGACUUGCCGCACUCUUAAGGGCAGUGCUUAUUCCUCUUGAUAGCAGGCAAGCAAAGGGUGCGAAGAAUGCUGCGUUGGUCUCGCUUGCUGCGGGAGAUGGCGCCGGAGCUGCAGCUAGAGUACAUCCCGGUCAUCUUCACCCGCACCAUCCUCGGCCCUCAGGGCGGCUUCGCCGGAGAGGAGCGUCUGGUCAAACGUGAGGUGGCGCAGAAGUACUUGACCGAGGGUAACGCCGUCACCCCCAAUGCGGAGUUUCGCCAAGGUGUGUGGUGCUACAACCCUGACUCGGAACAGUACGACCGCUUUGUGGAGCGCAACGCGGAGUUCCUCGACUUUGCCGCGCGUAAGCGGCAGUGGUUGGACGUGUACUGGCGCGUGAACACCGGCUACCUGCUCUUUGGGCGCCAGAGCUGGGGCCAGGGCUGGCUGCUGAAUUGUCCGUUGCGCAAAAAGGACGUGACGCAGAAGCUGUGGGAGCAGUAUAAGGUGCGCGUGGAUCCACGGCUGAUUGAGUUUAGAGAGAAAGACAGGCGCACAGGAAUUCAGGACUUAGGCCACAACUGGUGCUGGCUGUACCUCCCCGGUGCCGAGGAGCUCGCCAUUGACCGCGAAGUGUACGACAACAAGCGUGUCAAGGUGCGUAUGCACAUCCGAAAGAUGACUAGCUAUAGUGCACUGUAUUAG
This is a messenger RNA of Leptomonas pyrrhocoris, 712 nucleotides long. RefSeq lists its product as hypothetical. Lineage: Eukaryota; Euglenozoa; Kinetoplastea; Trypanosomatida; Trypanosomatidae. The transcript has a single exon. The record is from RefSeq and is a predicted model, not a curated record. Bases 95 to 712 code for a protein of 205 amino acids.